This is a messenger RNA of Megalops cyprinoides (Indo-Pacific tarpon), 2892 nucleotides long. RefSeq lists its product as uncharacterized. Gene Ontology annotation, biological process: neuron projection development. Lineage: Eukaryota; Metazoa; Chordata; Actinopteri; Elopiformes; Megalopidae. The record is from RefSeq and is a predicted model, not a curated record. The transcript has 2 exons. Bases 109 to 2892 code for a protein of 927 amino acids. Gene Ontology annotation, cellular component: plasma membrane.
AUUUAAUUGAGAGAGAGAGGCAAACAUCACCAGGGAGGUGUUCUGAGAGGUAAAUGUCUUUGUGCGUCUAAAAAGAACCCCUUCUGCCAAGGCUGCUGUGGCGUGUGAAUGGGAAGCCUAAAAGAUCUAACAGGCGGUCUCAAGGAAACGCUUGCAGGCGGGGUAAAGAUGGAGGGCCCCACUGUGACCGAAAGUGGUCCAAAUCUCAACCCCCACUGUCUGGAAGGAGCAAUGAGGUGUGAGGUCAACUCCAGCGGUGAAUUUUCUCACACAGAUGUAGGUGAAGAGCAGAAAAGUGAUGUCCCACAGUCACUGGGAGCUAACGAUUCACUAGGAAGACACAGUGACGAUGGGGGAAAGGCCCCUCAGUGUGGAAAAUGGUCUGGGGACAAUACAGACACAGUCCCAGGCCAUUUUAUCACAGAAGAGAGUGCAGAAAAGCUGGACUCCAGCUUACCAAUAGUGCCAGUCAACAACCGCACCUCUAGUGAGUUGUUAGAUGAGUCCUUGAACAAAGCUGGGGGUGGUCAAGCUCAAGGAGAGGAGCCAGGGCACGGCACACACGAGGAAGCAAUGAAGAGUGUGAAAUCAAGCAAUCGGGAACCAACAAUACUGGUGACUAAUCAUGACUCCAGUCACUUGACUGAAACAGAAUGUCCCAGAGAGACAGCAUCAACGUUUCAUGCCACUGAGCCUGAGACAGACACACCAUGUAUGGAGGGUCAUGACUUGGGCCACGAGCAAGACGUAGAACUUCACCAGGAAGCUGCACAAUCCAGUGACACACAAACACCGCAUGACUUGAACAUGAAAGAAACUCCUGGUACAGUUGCCCACAAAGAACCAGCUGAGACAAACAUUGAAGUAAAGAAGGCUUCUGAGCAAAAACAUAUGGAACAACUACAGGGAAAUGAAGCAGAAUCUUGCCAUGUUUUCAGUUUUAAAGGACAAUCCCGCGGUGCAUCUUUGGAAGACCCAUCAAAGGAAACUGCAGGUCUGCUGUCGCCUGUCCUUUCGCCAGCUCCCCCAAUCAGUGGACAUCAGCACAUCCAGACUCAGGUCAGCCUGGAGGCUCCGAUGUGCCAUUCGGCUGCCACCAGCCCCAUGACUCCUCCUGAGGGCUGCGGCACCUUCUUUUUCCCAUACUCCUUUAGGAAGGCCGGGCUCGACAGCACGGACACCAGCUUGCUGGUCAACAAGGAUGGGCAAAUGAGCGAUCUGCUGAGUUUUAGAUCAAUCGCCACAUCGCCCAUUGGCCCCCUCACCCCCACUGUCCCAGAGUCCCCCUGCCCUGAGAUCAAAAUUACAGGUGUCAAGGGAGUCACAGAGCUUGAGAAGGUCAACUGGGUAAUGUCAAGCAACAGCCAGAAGGGGGCAGUGCAGGAUGUUCACAGGGAUGAGAGGGGUGUGACUCGGGAGCUUAGUAAGGAUGCAAAAACUGCUCCACAGUCUGCAACCAUUGAGGAAAAGGGUAAAGGAGAAAAGUCCCUAAAUGAGUCCUCAAGAAAGUCCUCAAACGUGGCUGGACCUGGUCAUGCCUCAGGUGAGGAAAAUGUAAAUGGAACACAGGAUACUCAGGUCUCCCAGAGUGUGAACACAGCAGAGUUGUCCCAAAAGCAUAGAGGAUUCGACAAGGGACAGUCUGAGCAAACGAAAACCAGACAGGUGACUGUGGAAGUUCUUGCCUGCAGUGACGGAGCCCCACAUCUGAAAAGUCAGUCCCGUGGUGUAUCUUUGGAGGAGCCAUCAAAGGAGAGUGUAAGUCUGCUGUCCCCAGUCCUCUCACCUGCUCCCCCAAUCAGUGGACAUCAGCACAUCCAGACUCAGGUCAGCCUGGAGGCCCCAAUGUGCCAUUCGGCUGCCACCAGCCCCAUGACUCCUCCUGAGAGCUGUGGCACCUUCUUUUUCCCAUACUCCUUUAAGAAGGCAGGGCUAGACAGCACAGAGACUGGUCUGGCGAGCUUUAGAUCAAUCGCAACAUCACCCAUGACCCCCCUCACCCCAAAAGUCCCAGAGUCCCCCUGUCCUGAGAUAAAAGUUACGGAGGAUAAGGGUGUCACUGAAAUCCCAGAGGAUAAAAAGCCCACAGUGCUAACAGAAGUCCCAGAGGAUAAAAACCCCACAGUGCUAACAGAGGUCCCGGAAGUUAAAAAGCCCACAGUGCUAACAGAGGUCCCGGAGGUUAAAAAGCCCACAGAGCCAACGGAGGGCCCAGAAGUUAAAAAGCCAACAAUGCUAACAGAGGUCCCAGAGGUUAAAAAGUCCACAAUGCUAACAGAGGUCCUAGAGGUUAAAAAGCCCAAAGAGCCAACGAAGGUCCCAGAGGUUAAAAAGCCCACAAUGCUAACAGAGGUCCCAGAGAUACCAGAGGUAAAGAGGGACGCAAUGAUCACAGAUGCUGAGGGGGUCACUGCAUUAACGGCAGAGGAUGGCCAGCAGGAGGCGGUACAGGGUGUACGCUGGGACGAGAAAGGUAUGACAUGGGAGGUGUAUGGGGCCGCUGUGGAGGUUGAGGUUCUGGGCACAGCCAUCCAGAAGCACCUCGAGAAGCAGAGCGAGGACCACGGCAAGGAAGCGCCUUCAGUUUCCCCGCCCGUUUCUCCACCUCCUGACCCUGCCCCCGCCCCCGCCCCCGCCCCCGCCCCCACCGCAGCCGUUGUAUCAGAUCCCCCGCCCUCCCCGCCUCCGCUGCCGCCCUCUCCUCCUCCUCCUUCGCCCCCUCCUCCUACCGCCUCAGCUCCCAGUAGGAGCGGCUCGGUCAAAGGACAGGACGCAGCCGGGGAAGAGCGGGAGGGGAAGAAGAAGAAGAGGCACCGGCGGAACCCCUUCCGCGCCGUGCUAAGGAGCAUGCGCCGACCCCGCUGCUGCUCCCGAGCUCACACCAUCGAGUGA